This is a messenger RNA of Callorhinchus milii (elephant shark), 810 nucleotides long. It is a transcript of the gene mthfs, whose product is annotated as 5,10-methenyltetrahydrofolate synthetase (5-formyltetrahydrofolate cyclo-ligase). Gene Ontology annotation, cellular component: mitochondrion. Gene Ontology annotation, molecular function: 5-formyltetrahydrofolate cyclo-ligase activity. The record is from RefSeq and is a predicted model, not a curated record. The transcript is spliced from 3 exons. NCBI's taxonomy places the organism in Eukaryota, Metazoa, Chordata, Chondrichthyes, Chimaeriformes, Callorhinchidae. Bases 51 to 650 code for a protein of 199 amino acids. Gene Ontology annotation, biological process: tetrahydrofolate interconversion; folic acid-containing compound biosynthetic process.
GGUGAGGGAAGGGCCAGGCGGGGGGGGGGGGGGAGCCUGGCAGCCGGGAGAUGGCGACGCUCAGAGCCGCCAAGCAGACGCUUCGCCUGGACCUCAAGAAGAGGGUGUCGGCGCUGAGCGAGGCCGAGAAAAGGAGCCAAACACUGGCCGUCACUCGCCAGCUUUUUGUUCACCCCAAGUACCAGAAUGCCGAAAGAAUUGCUGUCUUUCUGAGCUUACCUGAUGAGAUUCAGACAGAAGACGUAAUAGAAGAUAUUUUUCAGCGUGGGAAACAAUGCUUCAUCCCACGAUACAAGUCACGAAGCAACCACAUGGAUAUGGUGAAACUCACAUCAGCUGAAGAAAUACAGAAUCUUCCUCUUACAUCAUGGAAUAUUCGUCAGCCUGCUAAUGAAGACAAUUCUUGGCAAGAGGCAUUAGCCUCAGGAGGUCUGGAUCUCAUUUUGAUGCCUGGCCUGGGGUUCGACAAACAAGGAAACAGACUGGGAAGGGGAAAAGGAUACUAUGACACGUACCUGGCUCGCUGCCUGCAGCACCCUAAGGGAAAACCAUUCACCAUUGCAUUGGCCUUCAGAGAACAAGUCUGUGAAUUGGUUCCUGUGGCUGAAAAUGACAUCCAAAUUGAUGAGCUAUUGUAUGCAAUUCAGUAAAUUACUUAAUUUGAAGUAUUUCAUGUUAAUUGCCUUAAAAUUAAAGCUCGUCAAUUGUGUGUUUUGGAAAAAAAAGACCCUUUGGAAAUAAUUAUAUCCAACUUAGUAAAGUUCAUUUUUUUCUGAAGAAUGACAUUUCAUAAUUUAUUCUGAGAAAUAU